AUGGUCAAGCGGAGCAGUUUGGCCUCUCGCCUCCCCGCGCAGAAAGUGAAACCCUGUGGAGAAGUCGUGCAGUUUCCUAUUCUUGAGAAUGAGGAAGGCUCGGAGGCCAUUUACUGGAAUCCCCCCUCUGCCGCAGCCCUCCCCGCGGCCUCUUCUUCUGGGGGGCACCAGAGCACCCCCUGGGUGGGGGGAUGCCCAGGCACCACUAAAGCUGGUGAAGCCAGGCAGGGCAGCACCGGAGCAUCCCCUGGGGAGGGGGGAUGCCCAGGCACCGGUGAGGCCAGGGACACCGGAGCAUCCCAGGUGGGGGGUACCAGACCCUCAGUGCUGCAUCAAUCCUCACUGACAGCAUCAUGUUCCCCCCCCCCACAGCCCACUGGCACCCGUGUGCCGAUGGAGAUCGUGCUGCUGAACAAGGUGGGCUCCGGGUUCCGUGGUGUCAUCCACCUCCUCGACUGGUUUGAGCUGCCCGACAGCUUUGUGCUGGUGCUGGAGCGUCCGGAGCCGUCACAGGAUCUCUUUGACUUCAUCACGGAGAGGGGAUCCCUGUCCGAGGAGCUGGCGCGGGGGCUUUUCCGCCAGGUGCUGGAGGCCGUGCGGCACUGCCACAGCUGCGGUGUCCUGCACCGCGACAUCAAGGACGAGAACAUCAUUGUCGACCUCUCCACCGGCGAGCUCAAGCUCAUCGACUUUGGCUCCGGCACCUUCCUCAAGGACACAGUCUACACCGAAUUUGACGGAACGCGGGUGUACAGCCCACCAGAGUGGAUCCGUUACCACCGCUACCACGGCCGUUCAGCGACGAUCUGGUCCCUGGGCGUUCUGCUCUACGACAUGGUCUGUGGGGACGUCCCCUUCGAGCAGGACGAGGACAUCAUCCAGGGUCAGCUCUUCUUCCGACGGCGGGUCUCUGUAGAGUGCCAGCACCUCAUCAAGUGGUGUUUGUCCAUGCGCCCCUCAGACAGGCCAUCUUUGGAAGACAUUUUCAACCAUUCUUGGCUGCAAGGCAUUCACCUGCCUCAGGAGACAGGAGAGAUCCACCUGCACAGUUUGAUCCAGGAGCCUGGCAAGUAACACCUCCACGCAUCUCCUGGCCAUAAGAAGCAAAGAAAACCAGACUUUUUUUUUCUUUUUUUUUUUUUUUUUUUUUUUUUCUCCUCGUGGCCAUAGCGCUGAGCAGGAAUCAUCAGAUGGGAACACGCACAUCUUGUCCUGGAGCUGGGCUGGAGACCUGGUCUUCCAAGCGCUGGUGGCCACCAUCCAACCCAGCUGUCCUGGACUCCAUCUGAAUGACCCUGUCUCAUUUGAUGUUUUGCCAGUAUUUGGGGUUUUUUUUUUUUUUUUGGUUUUGGUUCUGGUUUUGGAGUCUCCCAAGUGUCUUCCUGACCUGCUGAAUUCGGGACUGCGAGAAGACAGAGACCUUACUGCGAGAAAAGCUUCAACGGGGGAAGUCUGGGGGGGAGGGCAGGUACCGCGGCCGAAUGGCUGUCUCUUCUCCGCUGUCACCGUGCUCCAGUGCCUUCAGUUGCGAUCUGGGCUGUGCUGGAGGAAAUACUUGAAUUUUCCUACACUGCUGCUUUUCCAAGACUCGCCUGGGUAUAGAGUUCCUUUUCCCUUUUCAAAAAGAAAACAGGUCAGAAGACGCUUGGGAGCCAAGCCGGGCGAUGCCUCGCCUCCCGUGCCUCCACCCCACGUGGAUUUUCUGGGGUUCUUUGCUUCCCUGUGCCCUCACGAAUGCACAAACAAUGCAAACCAACAGAGCUGUAAAUGUGUACAAAGUUAUACAGGAGCAAAGCUUGAUGUACAGUUGUUAAUAGUGAUAACAUUUUACCUUUUUUGGUUUGUUUUUUUUUUUUUUUUUCCCUCCCAGGUUUUUUAUUUUUUUAAUUUAUUUUCAUGAAUUUGUUGUUUUUUAAAGGAAGAGUUCUAGCCGGUAGGGUAACUUAUUUAUUUAUUUAUAAUUCGCGUGGGUUUCCAACCCAUGCCUUGCUUCUACAGCUGCUGAUCCCCCGGUUUUCCAUUCGGGUCUUCCCCUCCGUGUCUGUCCUGUGUCCAUCCCCGGGUCCGUAGCGUUUCUGUCGGAUGUCUGGCGGAGGUGCGGAGCGGCUGCCUGUUCCCCAGCUGCCUGUGUACAUAGUUCUGGUUGCUGUUGUUUCCCUGCCACGUGCAGAUCUCAGUUUGCAGAUGAGUUUUGGUUUUUUUUCCCCCAUGGGUGUCUUGUCUGGGGCUGGGGAGGGGGGAGCCGGCCCGGGCUGUCCGCGCUGUCAAGUCUUUACAUGUAACCAAGUGUGUAGCCGGCGGGUUUUUUUUGUUAAUAGUUAAUAUUGUACAGGGGAAUUCAAGAAAUCUUAUUUUUUUUAUGCGGUUUUAAAUAAAAACAAACCACUUGAUGUGAUGGAGACAUCCCUUUGUUGCGGGACGGGAUGAAGGAUGCUGGGAGCAUGCUGGGUAUCGGUGACCGCUCCGUGUCUAACCCUGGGGACCGCUGGUUUGUCUCCAGCCGAGACUUAACUCCCAAGGUCCCAUCCCAGAGGUUUGCUGAGCGGCAUUAACCAGGACCAGCCAGCCGAAAGCACCAUGGGGAAGGCUGGAUCCGGCCCUUGGCGGGGUGUUUCCAGUGCCAGCUUCUCCUGGGAGAGAUCAAAGGGGUGUGGAGCCCUUUUCGUUUCCAUUCAUCCUCAGGCUGGUGCGGAGCAUGUGCUGGGGAUGGCGAGUAAACAAAGAUCAAAGCAACCUUACGAAACGCCGGAUGUUGUCAGCCAAAUUAAAUUUUGGUAAGGCAGAUCCUGUUGCUCCGGCUCUGUUGGCGCGGAGCGGGUGUUGCAUGCCGGGUGCCGGUGGGUGAAGAAAGCCGCCGGUGGGCUGUCCCCACCUCCAGCUCGGCUGCGGCAAACGCGGAGCGAGAGGAAGUCGAUCUUCGGAUUACGAGAAGUCGGUCGCUAUCAGUCAGCAGCGGUAACGCUUUGCUCAAGCUUUUACCCUCCAAACUGUCAAACCCCACUUCCCAGCUCUGCAGCGCUUCACCUUCAGGGGUGUUGUUUUUUUGGUUUAUGGUUUUUUUUUGUUUUUCUUGGGAUUUUUUUUUUAUUUUUUAUUUCAUGUGCUGAAUUUUGAAGCUCUGUUCCUGCUUGACCUCAUGGAGCACCUGCUGCUGUGUGCACGCAAGGCUGUGUCUCCGGCUCCAAGGAAAGGGGCACGUUUGCCUUUCUGCAGGUUACUUUGCAAGUCCCCUGGCCAGAUCUGAUGCAGAACAGGGUGGCCCUUUCCUUGGCCUCCCCCAGGGCUUUCUUGCUUCAAAACCCCUUGCCUGGGGUGUCCCACUUGUCCCCCACACACCCUGGGCUUGCAGUACUGCUGUGAGCUGUGGGGCUGCUGUCAGAGGGAACCAGGAGUCCUGGAGCCACAUCCCAGCCUCCAUGGGUGACCUGGUGUGCUGUGUCACGGCUGUGCCUCUGCCUUCAGCAGAAAGUGUUAACUCUGUCGGUUUGUUUGUUUUUCUUUUUUUUUUUAUUUUUUUUACUCAGCUGCAUCUUUCAUCUCCUCCUUGGGGCUGCUAGAAGCAGGAAGCGCAGCUCCAAACGCCUUCAAAGUUGAGGCCUAUUUUGAGAUGUGGUUUGUAUUUAACCUCCUCUCUUGCUUUUCCCCCGGCCCAUCCGGGAAGCUGCUCUUACACGAAAGCAAACCUCUCUUCCACGUCGCCUGCUACCGCAAAGAGUCUGAGCCCCUCGGGUGGCCACUGUCCCCCCCCUUCCGGCACCACCGAAACGCUAUCGCGGCUGUCCCGGCUGCAGGCUGAGCUUGGCCCACCCUUCCCGUAAACGCUCACUAACUGCUGCGGUGUUUCUUAGAAAACUCGCCACAGAAAGGCCGAGCAGGUCCGGCGCGGGACUGGGGUGCUGAUAGUCACUUUGUUUCCGCCUGUUGCUGAUGAUUUUGCCCCCUCUGGGCUUGUGCUGCAGGAGAGGAAUGGUGCUAUCGUGUCCCCUGGCAAGAUCCUGCUGCCUGGGUACUGUCGUGUCCUUCUGCAGCCAGUGGCAACAUCCAAGGUUUGGGUGUUGGAACAGGAUCGGUGCAUGUUUGAUCCCCCGGGCACCAGCCUUCUGGUGCAGUAAUACCUUCACCUGGCUGAGAGCUGCCAGAUUCGUGUCCCAGACCUCUGCCAGGGGGAAAAGAACCACGGUGGAUGUGGUGGGAGACUCUUAGAUGGGCAGCUGCAGCAUCAGCUGCCCAUUGCUUCCCUCCAGGACACCCAUCACCAUUGCGUCGUGGCACGGGGACUGCAUGCGGGGGCUGGAGGAGAGGAAAAACCCUUUUCACCCCUCGUUUCUCCUUGGUGGGGGGAUGUUCACUGCCUUUGAGGCCGUCAGCUGUGACAGGAGAGGACAAAGCCGCAGGAGUUACCCAGUGGGAAGUGAUUCGGAGCCAGCGUUGCUCUCCCACCUCCCUUUCACAACUUUUUCUUGCUCCCCACUGUCAGCAGGGGAAGUACCCGCAAUUCAGAAAGCAGGCAAAACAGGAGGAAGUGGGACUAGGAUGAGAUUUCAGGCUGUUGGACCUUCCAUUCUGGGAGCGCUGGAGUCCCAUGGAUGACCGAGGAUUUGCAAAGUGCCAGCACUCAUCACACCUGUGGCUUUCCUGUCCAGAUCCAUCCCCAGCUAAAGUGCUUGGCCAUGCAGAAAGGACUGGGCCAGGGGAGCCUGGAGCCACAGCAAAAGGGACGUUUCUAUUUUCCACAUCCCUUUCUGGGAAUGGAAGAUGAGCAACAGCCAAACUUCUGACAUGGCUGGAAAAACGUGGUUGAGCACGGAGGAGAAAAGCCGCCCAGGGGCCAGGCUCGCCGCUCGGACCCAAAGAGCAGAAGACUGGGAGGUGGCAUCUCGCUUCGUAUCCCCAUCUCAAGGAAAACAUCCAGCUGCCCCCGAGGCGGCGUCUGAAACCCUUUGGCCCUUCUCGGCACCCGUGAGUCACAGGAGCUAUUUUAAACACCCGCCUUAGGACGAGGUGAUUUAUCAGCAAACCAGGUGUCCCACGGCUCCAGCUCCCCAGUAAUGAAUCCUUGUGGAAGUCAGUCUCCGAACGCUUUUUGCCGAUGGCCGGUGUGGUAAUAGCAUUAUCUCCACAGGGCAUGUGGGGAAACUGAGGCACGGUGCCCCAACUCGCUGGAGAUCUUUUGUGGUGGAGCUUGGGCUUCCCUGCCCUAUCCCUCCUCAGGCUGGGAUCGGCCGCAGAGGAGCUCCCAGCUUCACACCUCCGAUGUCCCUGCGUCCCCUGGGCAGGGGGUUUUGUCCCCUAGGAACUGAGACCAAAGCCCUGCACCCCUCUUAGCAUGAAACCGGGGUGAAACACGUCCUUUCCCAGAGCUCCUCCGAAACCCGCCUGGUGCUGUGACAGCGACGGGGGGCAGGUGCUGGUUUCAGGCACCUGGGGCCCCGUUCAAGACCAAAGUCUCAUGUUUUGGGGUUUACAUCGACCUUCCCGAGAGUGGGAUCUGCGCUAAACCUGCCUCCGUGACACAUCGAAACUGCAUCGCUCGGCUCAAGAGU
Egretta garzetta (little egret) is the source of this 5543-nucleotide messenger RNA. RefSeq names its product Pim-1 proto-oncogene, serine/threonine kinase (gene PIM1). Gene Ontology annotation, cellular component: cytoplasm. Gene Ontology annotation, biological process: protein autophosphorylation. NCBI's taxonomy places the organism in Eukaryota, Metazoa, Chordata, Aves, Pelecaniformes, Ardeidae. The record is from RefSeq and is a predicted model, not a curated record. Gene Ontology annotation, molecular function: protein serine/threonine kinase activity; ATP binding. Bases 1 to 1074 code for a protein of 357 amino acids. The transcript is spliced from 4 exons.